This is a messenger RNA of Thlaspi arvense, 480 nucleotides long. The record is from the annotation of a GenBank genome assembly. Lineage: Eukaryota; Viridiplantae; Streptophyta; Magnoliopsida; Brassicales; Brassicaceae.
AUGCCGAUGAACUCGAAGAACGGUAACCGGAAAGGAAGCGCCGGAGAGACGGAGAAGAAUCGCCGGGGAAAAUUACCGGAGAAAGCGAUGUCGUUUCACGGCAGAGGAACGAUGCCUCUGUCGAAUCCAGGCGAGCUUCGAAGACCGAAGACGUUGCCGGAGUUAUUCUCCAAAGGUCAAACCAUCGCCGGACCGGUGAAUCUUAUUCCACCGCGUCUGACGAAACUGCUCCUCAACGUGACGGUUCAAGGGAGUCUAGGCGCUCUACAGAUUAUAAUCUCGCCGGAAUCCACCGUGAAUGAUUUAAUCGACGCCGCGAUUCGUCUCUAUGUGAAAGAAGCUCGCCGUCCUUUGUUACCGGCAUCUGAACCGUCGCGAUUCGAUCUCCAUUACUCGCAAUUUAGUCUCGAAAGUAUAAAUUCAUCUCUUCCUCAUAAAAAAAAAUCGUUGCGGCUGAGAUUUUUGAUUAUGACUUUCUGA